Molecule: messenger RNA, 621 nt
Organism: Medioppia subpectinata
Lineage: Eukaryota; Metazoa; Arthropoda; Arachnida; Sarcoptiformes; Oppiidae
Source: the annotation of a GenBank genome assembly
UAGGAAAUAUAGACAUUAUUAGUAUGAUAUUAUCAGUUGUUUAUAACAAACUAGUUCAAUUGUUUUCGCAACCAUUUGAACGUGAUAUAUGCAAUAAUUGGGUAUAGAUUAAGCAUUUAAAUGUCCGGCUUGGUUUUAGUGCAAAUGAACAAUAAUAACUAGUAAAUACAGUAUAAAUAAGGCCAAAUUGAUCUCAAUAAUAUAAUAAUUAAAUAAACCCCAAUGAAAGUUGUGUUAUUAUUACUGGUGUCGGCUCUAUAUAUGUGCGGCACUGCCGGUGCCGACGACUGGAAGCUCGUGUGGGCCGACGAGUUCAAUGGGAGCGGCGUUUUGAACGAUUGCGACUGGAAGUACGAAAUGGGAGGCGAUGGUUGGGGUAAUAAUGAGCUCGAGUUUUACACAUCGCACCGACCGGAGAACGCCCGACAAGAGAAUGGACUUCUGGUGAUGAAAGUGAAUGUAGAGCCCUAUGGGGGCCGUCAGUUCACUUCUGCCCGUGUUAUCACAGCCAAGGCCUGGACGUACGGCAAGUUCGAGGCGCGCGCCCGACUCCCUAAAGGCAAACAGUUGUGGCCCGCCAUAUGGAUGAUGCCUCAGAACAGUUACUAUGGGGUUUGGUAU